AUGAAAGGCAAGAACCGCGAGCGCGUCGCUCCUCGACGACUGGCUCCAAAGUCUUGGAUAAAUCGCAGAUACGACGUACGUGUGCCACAGAUACCAGAGCAAGACAUGCUACAGAUGGGAGAAUUUAUGAAUCUCCAUAUCGGUUCUCAGAUGAACAUUUCUCCGUCCCUUAUAGGAUUUGUCCCAGGAAUGGAGCCGCACAUGUUUCAACUCAUCCAUAAAUUUAUCAAUACGAUGCAAAAGGCAAUGUAUCCUGUUGAGAACUGCAUAGAUCUAAACGAGGACGGGCGAUGCUGGUACGAAGGCUUCUGUCGUGAUCCUGCAUUCGGCCAAACUGUAUGGCACAGUGCUCGGGCCUUCUUUAAUAUCAGCAAGAGCAACGCAAUGGAGUCUGUGACAAACAUGGAAAUUAACAAGGCUAUUGUUAUGCUGCGACAAAAACUUGCAUACCCUGGUUUUCUUAUCACCGACUCGACCAUAUUCACUGUCUUAGCUUUAGCCAUGAUCUCAGAAGCUUUCCGUGAUUAUGAAGCGGCCAAGCAGCAUAUCCAUGGCUUAUAUCAAAUGAUAAAGCUCCGUGGAGGUAUCAACGCACUUUCUCAGAAGCAUCCUUUACAGCUUAAAUGCUGCAGAUUAGACCUUAUGUUUGCACUACAGACCGCCUCCAAACCGUUGUUCUUUGCCGAGAACAGCCUGUCGUGGGAGGCUUAUCUUCCUAAACAUGAAAGGCUCCCUACAGUAACACCACUCGAUACACUCGAUGAUGCAACUGAUUGGCGUUUGAUUAACGUGUGGCAUGACCUUCGCGAGCUCAUAACCGCCAUCAACCUCGCACAUCAAACAAAGCGAAAACUGUCUUCAACGUUAUUUCAAGAGGCACUUGUGUCGGUGCAGUAUCGCUUGCAACACUUAACUUACGAGAUUUGCGACCAACAUGAGGUCUUAAGACUGGCCUUGCUUGUUUUCUCUACUACUACGUUUUUCCACGCCCGUCUCAUUUCCACAUGCUACCGGGACUUUUUGAGGCAUCUUGAUAUUAUCCUCCACUCAACGGACUACUAUCUCGAUGAGCGGAGUUCGAAGCUAAUUCUGUGGUUCAUUUUUGUUAGCCGGUUAUCUGGAAUAUAUACGCCAGAGGAUUAUUCUUGGAUGCGUAAACAAGUGCUGCAGAUAAGCAGGUCCUUGAAACUGAAGUUGAUUCUGGUUGGCCUGGUCCCUGUGACGUCACUCCGCGGCUCUCCGCAUUCCUGA
Molecule: messenger RNA, 1251 nt
Organism: Talaromyces atroroseus
Lineage: Eukaryota; Fungi; Ascomycota; Eurotiomycetes; Eurotiales; Trichocomaceae
Exons: 4
Coding region: 1-1251 (416 amino acids)
Source: RefSeq, a predicted model, not a curated record